Amborella trichopoda is the source of this 3195-nucleotide messenger RNA. Its product is annotated as Duplicated homeodomain-like superfamily protein. Lineage: Eukaryota; Viridiplantae; Streptophyta; Magnoliopsida; Amborellales; Amborellaceae. The record is from RefSeq and is a predicted model, not a curated record. Gene Ontology annotation, molecular function: DNA binding.
UAUUCUUGGAUAUUCUCUCUCUAGAUUUCAUCUAGGAUUUUUUUUCUGGCGUUAAGAGUUACCGUCUUUCUUUUUGGGUCUCUCUCAAGCUUUCGAAUUGUCAAACCAUGGCUUGGAUCAGCAACACAGACCCUCUCAUUCUAUAGGGCUCCAGUUUUCUCUCUCUAGGUUCAAAUUGUCAAAUUUGUCAAAGUUUGUGUUGUGUAUCACCUAGUAUUAGGUUAUUUCCUUUUAAGCAUUAGAGCGUUUCUUUUUUCUUUUUUUUGGAUUUUUCUCUCUAGCUUUCGAAUUGUCAAACAAGGGGUUCCUAAUAUCAUUUUGAGCUCUCACUCCAUGAGCUUUCUCUGGUUUAAUGUGAGAAACCUUGUAUGUACCACUAAUGAUUAAAGAGUAUGAAGAAAUAUCCGUGUUAUGAUAUUUACGAUUGAGGUUUUGAGUGUUGGUACAUAAAUAUGUGGUGUUUGAUUUCUUCCUCUUAGCAAUCAUGCUACCAAAAGAAAUGAUUUAGUAUUUUUAGGGCUUAGGAAAUUUUAUUUAUUUAUUAUGUCACAGUUAGCUCUUUUACUGUGUGGUUUUACUUUUUCAAGGUUCUUCAUGUUUUAACCACCAAGAAAAAGAGAAUUUUAGUUUUCACUACCUAGGUAUAAACUUUAAAAAAAAAAAAGAAAAAAAAAAAGAAAGAAAAAAGGAAAGUUCAUGAAGGUCUAUGAUUACUGACAAAUGUUUAAACUGUCAACAUUGGAGGCUUUUCUUUUAGGAUUUUAUAGUGUCAAAAUAUUUACGGGAUGUAACUUUUAAUGGGUAUUUUUCCCCUUUUUCUCCAACUUGAACCUCCCUUUUUCUAUUGAAGACAUCUGCUCUCUGAUUAUGAAAGUCUUUUUCCUUUCUCAAUCCAAACCCUAAUUUCAUUAAAUUUUUGUUUCUCACUUCACCCUAAUUUCAUUAAAUUUUUGUUUCUCACUUCACCCUAUUUUUGUGAGGCUCCUGCUCCUGUGUCCAUUAAAUAUGCCUGCUUUUAGAAUCAGAGUUUUCUCCAAACUUAGAACAAGAUAUAUAUUUUUUUUCUUUUAACCCAUUGCUCUCUAGAAGCCCCUAUUUUGUUAUAGAGAGUAUCCGUUCUCUCAUUUCUUAUAGGAUUUUUUAGUGCUCUCUGGUGUACCUUCUUCAGUUCUUUGGCCUUUUCUGGCUCCUUUUUUAGGGUUAGGUGGUCCAUUUCUUAUCGCUGGUCUGACACUUCUGCCUCCAUGGAAAAUGGUUAUUUACUAUCCAAUUUGUGCUGUUUAUACAUGCAAAUAUCGAGCUAUCCAAUUAACCACUUUCUAUUGAUUCCCCCUGAAUUUGUAAUCUUCAGUGCUUAAACAGAUCCAAUACCUUGUCUAGGUCAUAUUUCUGAGAAAUCUGAGGUUUUUCAUCAUCAACCCAUAUCUUCUUUCCUCCCACUUUGAUCUUAUAGAGACUCCCCUUCUUUUCUUCUCUAGUCUUUUCUUAGUUCUCUUAGUUCUGAUAAUUUGACAAGAUUUGGGUCCGUGGGUUAUUGGACAGAGGUCAUAUCUGCAUUUGGGGUGUAUUUGUUCUGGUAUCGGAUUUUGUGAGGCCUAUGCUUUUGGUGAAUUUGGGAAUUCCUUAAGUGAAUUUGUGUCUUGGCAUUUGGGGCCUAUUUGUUCUGAUAUAAGAUUUUAUUGGACGAAUCCUUGCUUGGUGUUGGGUUUUCUUUCGUGGGUUAUGCUUGUUUGCUCGUGCUAGAUCUAGAUGACAAUAGAUACUGUGGAGAGUGCUGCAUCUGAUAAAAAAAAUAGCUCAGUGUGGACUAGGGAGCAAGAGAAGGCCUUUGAGAAUGCACUGGCCAUUCAUUCUGAGGAGUCUGCUGAUAGGUGGGAGAAGAUUGCAGCUGAAGUGAAUGGAAAGACUGUGGCUGAUAUUAAACGCCAUUACGAACUCUUGGUGGAAGAUGUGAAUUGUAUCGAGUCAGGAAGGGUGCCCCUUCCUUCUUAUUCUUCUUUGGAUGGCUCUACAGAUUUGGCGGGAGAAACAGGGGUAGGAAAGAAGGGAGCACAGUAUGCUUCCCAUCUUCAAAGUUCAGAUUCGAGCCCAAGUGCAAAGGGUAGUUCGAGGUCUGAUCAAGAGCGGCGCAAGGGAAUUGCAUGGACAGAGGAAGAGCACAGGUUGUUCCUGCUGGGGCUUGAGAAAUAUGGCAAGGGUGACUGGCGGAGCAUCUCAAGAAAUUUUGUCAUCUCCCGAACCCCAACUCAGGUAGCAAGCCAUGCUCAAAAGUACUUCAUUCGCCUCAACUCUAUGAACAAAGACCGGAGGAGAUCAAGCAUCCAUGACAUAACCAGCGUAGGCAAUGGCGAUGUGUCUUCUCCUCAAGGCCCCAUCACAGGCCAAACCACCCCAACAACCCUUGCAGGUGGGGUGCCUGGAAAGCCCAUAAAGCAACCUUCUCACCCUGCGACUGUACCUGGUAUGGGUGUUUAUGGCACGCCAAUAGGGCAACCAAUAGGUGGGCCUCUUGUAUCUGCUGUGGGAACCCCAGUGAACCUACCUGCACCAGCUCAUAUGGCCUAUGGGGUUAGGGCGCCAGUGCCAGGAUCCAUUGUACCAGGUGCCCCUAUGAACCUUCAGCCGAUGGCUUACCCUAUGCCCCAAAGGUGAGAUCAAGCGCAUGCCCUCCUCUCGACAUGUAAAAAGGAGAGGGAGAGAGAGUGGUCACUUUGGAUGGAGAUUUGGAGUAUUUUUGCACAAAAUAAGGUACACAUUUUUCAAAUGAUGCAAAGGCUGCCUUCUAGAGUGGUGUUAAUGCUUAUUUAUGUUGGGGGGUGACGCCACUGGAGGAUGAAGAUGAGAGUUUAGGCAUUCUCAAAUGAGCUUUAUGCUGCUGAUAUAUUAUGGUGGAUCGAAGAUAAAAUGAGAAAGUUCUGGUGUUUUUGUGGUCUUGUCAAGGAGAGAGCUUUCCAACUUUUUUUUUUUUUUGUAUAUGCGAGUUAUAAAGAAAGGGUUGGGUUAUGUGCUCCAUAUUUAGGUAUUUCUGUUCCAAUUUUCCUUUUUCUUUCUAGCUUUUUAAGUCUGUAUCCAUUGUUGUAAGGCUAGAUGUGUUGUGGCCCUAAGGCCCUUGAUAGAGGACAGCUAUUGAAGCCAACAUAUCUCAUUGGGACCCCUAUGUAGUACUUUGCAUAUGAGAUUCUUGUUAUCUUGCUA